This is a messenger RNA of Daucus carota subsp. sativus, 3808 nucleotides long. Its product is annotated as serine/threonine-protein kinase CTR1. Gene Ontology annotation, biological process: signal transduction; protein phosphorylation. Lineage: Eukaryota; Viridiplantae; Streptophyta; Magnoliopsida; Apiales; Apiaceae. The record is from RefSeq and is a predicted model, not a curated record. Gene Ontology annotation, cellular component: cytoplasm. Bases 539 to 3382 code for a protein of 947 amino acids. The transcript has 17 exons. Gene Ontology annotation, molecular function: protein kinase activity; ATP binding.
ACACAUAUUUUAUAAAUCUCUCCUCUCUCCUCCGUCUCUCUCUCCCAUCUCUCUCUCAACGGAGCAGCUUUUGUUAGUUCGUUUCGCCAAUCUCGAGGCAUCUCUCUCUUAUCCAGCUUCAUCACAUUCAUAUUAUAUAAUUAAACACACACUCUCUUCGCUUCAGAUUAGGUUUUGAUCGAUUCGAGUUCCGAAAUAAAGCUUGCUAUAUUUGUACGAUUUGAUCAAGUUGAUUCGAGACUUGUGUUGCAGAAGCUCCGUGUAGCGAUACAUAUAUCUUAAAGUUGCAGCGAAAACUACGUCGAAGCUUUAAUUUACUUGCUUCAUUAUUAUUAUCGGCGCAGAAACUUGAAAUUUGAUCUUCGUUUUUCGAAGUUCGCUGAAGCGAGGAAGCGCAAAAAAAUCCAGCAAAAGUGCAAAACAGAAGCCAAGGAUUUAAACGAAGCGUGCGUGAGAAGUUUGAUCAUAUACAUACAGGUGUUGUGUGUAUAUAUAAAUCAGUAGUUUCGAAUAGUGAUCAGGAGAGAGGAGGGCGAAAAUGCCGCACAGAACGACGUACUUUUUCCCGCGGCAAUUUCCUGACCGUCGAUUCGACUCGUCGAAAUCAGGGUCGUCGUCGAUUGAUCACGAGAAGAAAUACACAGUUGUUAGCGACGUUGAUAAAAAAGGUGAAGUGAAAGACAAUGCAUUUGAUAGGAGCAGCAGCUUCACGGGAGAUAGCAACGCCCGUGGAAAGCAAUUGAAUGCUUUUGUCAACUGGUUGGCUGAUAAGAAAAAAGAUAAGAAGCCUUCUGCUCACGUGAGGUUUUCGUUGGACUCUGAUGAUCGGUAUGAUCAUGAUGAUGAACAUCAGCUCUUGCUUUUGCCCGACUCCGCUGAGACGCCGAGUCAGGUUCCUGAGAUUGAGGUGGUUGAGGCCGGGAGAGACCAGAGUUUUGUUCGUCAGGAAUCAUUGACUAGAUUGUCAAGCAAUGCAAGUAGUUAUGCUGGUCACUUGGGGAUGGAGGAUGUUGUUAGCUAUAAAGGUCCCCGGGGUUUUGACAGACAGGUUCCAUUACAUAGGCUGUCAAGCGGGAGUAAUUUUGCCGGGGAGGUAGGUAAAGAAAGGGGGUUUGAGAGGCAGGUAUCCUUGCAGAGGUUGUCAAGUGGAAGUAGUUAUGCCGGUAGUUUAUUUUCAGGGACUACAUUGGAUGGGAACUUAUCGAGCUGCAUUUGCAAGGAUACAACUACAACUGUGAGAGAAGAACAAGAAGAGAGUGGAGGAAGUUUGGCACGAAGGGUGCGGGAGGGGUAUUACUUGCAGCUGAAUUUUGCUAAACGAAUUGCUCAGCAAGGAUCAAUGGUCAGCGAGCCUACACUUCUGCAACAAACUGGAAGUAUAUGUGCUGAUGCUGAAACUGUUUCCUACCGUCUUUGGGUCAGCGGUUGCUUGUCAUACACUGAUAGGAUAUCAGAUGGAUUCUAUAACAUUCUGGGAAUGAAUCCAUAUGUAUGGGUGCUGUGUAAUGAAUUGGAAGAAGGUAGACGAAUACCAUCAUUGGUGACUCUUAAAUCAAUUGAACCUGAUGAUACCUCAAUGGAGGUGGUUCUUGUUGAUCGCUAUGGAGAUUCCAGGCUCAGGGAGUUGGAAGAGAAAGCACAAGAAUUAUAUUUUGCUUCUGAAAAUACUUCGGUUCUUGUGGAAAAACUUGGAAAGCUUGUUGCUGUCUAUAUGGGGGGAACUUUUCCACUAGAGCAAGGUGAUCUCCAUGUGCACUGGAAUAUGCUAAGCAAACAAAUUAGGGAACUGCGAAAGUGUAUUGUAGUUCCCGUAGGAAGUCUGUCCAUGGGUCUUUGUCGACAUCGAGCUAUACUCUUCAAAAAAUUGGCCGACUCCAUAGGUCUACCGUGUCGGAUUGCUCGAGGCUGCAAGUAUUGCAUUGCAGAUCAUCGCUCUUCAUGUCUUGUUAAAAUUGACGAUGACAAGAAACUACCAAGGGAAUUUGUAGUUGAUCUAGUUGGAGAUCCUGGAAAUGUCCAUGGUCCAGAUUCCUCGAUUAAUGGAAGUGUACUUUCUCCAGCUCCUUCACCAUUCCAGAUACCUCAUUUAAGAGAAUAUCAACAAGGGUUGGUUGAUGAUGUGUCCUUUUGUCAAAUUUUGAAGUCGAAAAAUGAAUUUGCUCAUGUGAGGAAUCCUGUUCAUGCAGGGAGCAAAACAGAAGGGCGUCUAACAGAGGGCUCUGGCUUCCAUGCAAAUAGGAAAGAAGUUAGUUACAGCCCCAAGAUUCAAGAUACUGGAGGAAAAGAAUCGCUUGAAAUCGUAGGUGCUGUCUCUGGAGUGAUAGCGGUGGGCCAAUUUUCUGGGGCUGGUGGAGACCAGGAAGUUACUGGACCAGCUUACAGUAAAGAAAUUGUUGUAUCUGAAAGCACAAUGUUAAGUGUACAGCAACCUAGACCCAAUAUAUCGGGACAGUCAGCUGUAUUGGAGGCUGAAGGUGGACCAGGAAGACAAGGGAGAUUUUCUGCAAGAUACUUGACUAUUGAGCCUUCUCUUGCCAUGGAUUGGCUUGAGAUCUCAUGGGAUGAGUUGCAUAUCAAGGAGCGCAUCGGAGCAGGUUCUUUUGGAACAGUUCAUCGUGCUGAGUGGCAUGGAUCGGAUGUUGCGGUCAAAGUUUUAAGUAUUCAGGACUUUAGUGAUGACCAGCUGAAGGAGUUUCUGAGGGAGGUUGCAAUAAUGAAGCGUGUCCGUCAUCCAAAUGUGGUUCUCUUCAUGGGUGCAGUUACAAAGCGUCCUCAUUUGUCAAUUGUGACAGAAUAUCUACCUAGAGGUAGUCUAUAUCGCAUCAUACACCGUCCAUCAGCUGGGGAAACUUUGGAUCCAAGGCGACGACUACGAAUGGCUCUGGAUGUGGCGAAGGGUAUCAAUUAUCUUCAUUGCCUUAACCCACCUAUAGUACACUGGGACUUGAAAUCUCCAAAUUUGCUGGUUGACAAAAAUUGGACUGUGAAGGUAUGUGAUUUUGGGCUGUCAAGAUUCAAAGCGAACACUUUCAUAUCGUCAAAAUCAGUUGCUGGAACGCCAGAGUGGAUGGCCCCUGAGUUCCUUCGUGGAGAGCCCUCAAAUGAAAAAUCUGAUGUUUAUAGUUAUGGAGUGAUUCUGUGGGAGCUUGUGACACUGCAGCAACCUUGGAGUGGACUUGGCCCCGCACAGGUGGUUGGAGCUGUAGCUUUCCAAAAUAGAAGGCUUACUGUUCCACAGAACACUUCUCCAAUUUUGACCUCGCUAAUGGAGUCUUGUUGGUCCGAUGAACCAGCUCAACGACCAUCUUUCAAGAGCAUUGUUGAUACAUUAAAGAAGUUACUGAAAUCCCCGCCUCAACUCAUACAGAUGGGAGGAUCUUGAAGACAUCAGCCUCGAGUUCCAUGCAGAGGAAUUUACGGUACUUUCCAAGUUCCGGUCCCAACUACUGAAACAGUGCUCGUAUCCGACUUCUAUAUUCAAUCAACUUUAAUAACGUUCUAGGCAACUGAUGCAGACAUGUUACUUAUCUAACAAGCUAAAUAAGGCUUAAGCUAAGGAAUCAAUAUAUGAACAACACUAUAUAUUAUUAGUGCGAAGCCAGUUAUUCAUAAGUGUAAACCUUAUUGUUGAUCUGAAAUACUUGAAUAGUUAAAGGUACCUCAACACCAUUUUGUUAUGGUAACACGGGGACAUCACAGGGUUCUCAGCCUGGUGAUGUCCAGCUAUUUGUUUUUUGCUCGCAACAAACUGACGUUUAAGUCAUGAGCCGAGACUCGUUAACUAUGAAUAAUAAUAACAUUUUAUGUA